This is a messenger RNA of Corvus hawaiiensis (hawaiian crow), 1327 nucleotides long. RefSeq names its product small nuclear RNA activating complex polypeptide 3 (gene SNAPC3). The record is from RefSeq and is a predicted model, not a curated record. Lineage: Eukaryota; Metazoa; Chordata; Aves; Passeriformes; Corvidae. The coding region runs from base 62 to 1216 and encodes 384 amino acids. Gene Ontology annotation, molecular function: bent DNA binding; RNA polymerase II cis-regulatory region sequence-specific DNA binding; RNA polymerase III type 3 promoter sequence-specific DNA binding. Gene Ontology annotation, biological process: snRNA transcription by RNA polymerase III; snRNA transcription by RNA polymerase II. Gene Ontology annotation, cellular component: snRNA-activating protein complex. The transcript is spliced from 9 exons.
CCGCGGCCCGUGACGCGUGUGGCGGCGCCGGGCGAAGGCGGCCGGAUCGUGACAGGUGGCGAUGGCGGCGGCCAUGGCGGAGGCGGCCGCGCCCGACUACGAGUCGGCGGAACUGUACACGCGCGCGUUCCGCGUGGGCUCCCUGGGCCGCGGCUGGCGGCGGCUGCUGGGGCCGCCCGACCUCUCGCUGGCGGCGGAGGCGGCGGAGGAGGAGGAGGAGGAGGAGGACGCGGCCGUGGCGGCGGCGCUGGGCUGCGCGCCGGGUACGGCGGCCGAGCUGCGCGCCGUCUGCAGCAUUGAUAUGUUAAUGUCUUCUAAAAAAGAAGAGGACCCAGAUGUUAUUCCUGAAGAUAGCAGUCUGCUCACUCUUCGAAUUAGAAAGAAGAACUUAGAGAGGAGAGAAGAAACAAUUAUUGUGGAUCGGGCUUGCAGACAAGAAACUCUUACCUAUGAGAUGGAGUCACAUGCAACUGGAAAGAGGCCAGACAAUCCAGCAGAUCUAAUUGAGGAGGGAGAACUUCUUUUAACUCUGAACAUCUUUUAUCCUGUUAUAUUUCAGAAGCAUAAAGAUCACAAACCCUACCAAACGGUCCUUGUACUGGGCAGCCAGAAGCUCACUGAGCUGAGAGACUCGAUUUCCUGCGUCAGUGACCUCCAGAUAGGUGGUGAGUUCAGCAGUCAGCCAGAUCAAGCACCAGAGCAUAUCAGCAAGGAUCUCUACAAAUCUGCCUUCUUCUAUUUUGAAGGCAUCUUCUAUAAUGAUAAAAGAUACCCAGAGUGCAGAGAUCUGAGCAGAACAAUUAUAGAGUGGUCAGAAUCUCAUGACAGAGGCUAUGAAAAUCUUCAGUCUGUUAAGAUGGAGGACUAUGUAUUUAAUGAUUUAUCCCUCAAACUUGGCUUUCCAUACCUUUACUGCCACCAAGGGAACUGUGAACACAUCAUUAUAAUCACAGAUAUAAGGCUUAUUCAUCAUGAUGACUGUCUGGACAGGAAUCUAUAUCCCUUGCUAAUCAAGAAACAUUGGCUAUGUACCAGAAAAUGCUUUGUGUGCAAAAUGUAUACAGCCAGGUGGGUAACCAACAGAGACAGUCUGGCCCCACAGGAUCCUUGUUUCUUCUGUGAUGUUUGUUUUCGGAUGCUCCAUUACGAUUCAGAAGGCAAUAAACUGGGGGAGUUUCUUGCAUAUCCUUAUGUUGAUCCUGGGAUUUUCAACUGAAACUGACAUGCGCCAGGAUGCAUUUAGUGAACCACUGUUGGGGUCUCCCCCCCUGCCAUGUAGCCCUGGGAGAGGGGCCCUGAGGGGACAGAGAUGGGGUUUCCCUGCCCC